Molecule: messenger RNA, 360 nt
Organism: Aspergillus piperis CBS 112811
Lineage: Eukaryota; Fungi; Ascomycota; Eurotiomycetes; Eurotiales; Aspergillaceae
Exons: 1
Coding region: 26-340 (104 amino acids)
Source: RefSeq, a predicted model, not a curated record
UCCACACUGGUCGCAAUCUCGGGAAAUGAAGUAUAGGUGGCUAAUCUUCUUCUGCAAUAUUAGCAGACUGGCCACUGUGACUUUACUCCAUCUACACGUUAUGCAGAAAAGCAUCAACAAUUACUGUGCUCAGCCUAAGACAUCAAUGUCGCUCAUUUCGUACCGGCUGAUAUUUGCCCGCUAUCUACCUGCCACAAGGGAAAUGGAGAUUCCCAGGGAGUCUUACCUAGAUUGGUCAUAUAACCGAGGCUGGCCGUGGCUUCGAUUGACUCCGCUGACGUUUGGGGGUAUUCAACGCGUACGUAAGAAAAGCAAGAAUCGAGCCGCGCUUCCUGCGUAGAAACAACAAUGUGAUCCCAU